AAGCUAUGCUAAUUUUGUUGAUAUUCCGCAGAGGAGUUUUUGGAAAGAAACUGCCGGGGCGAGAGGCGGCGGCGGCGGCCGAGGCAGCAGGCGAGCGGCGGGGCCCGGGGCCCGCGGCCCGCGCACACACCGCCGCUCCAUGGAGAACGCGCGCGAUCUGACUGAGCACUCUCCACGGUGCGAGAGGAAGAGGAGGGAUUCUUUUGGAAUGUUUGACGGCUACGACAGCUGCAGUGAGGACACCAGCAGCAGCUCCAGUUCCGAUGAGAGUGAAGAAGAAGUGACUUCGAUACCGGCCAGCUUACCACUUAUCAAAACCAAUGGACAGGUUUACACAUACCCAGAUGGCAAAUCAGGAAUGGCCACCUGUGAGAUGUGUGGAAUGGUUGGAGUGAGAGAUGCUUUUUAUUCCAAGACCAAACGAUUCUGCAGUGUUUCCUGCUCCAGAAGCUACUCGUCCAAUUCGAAAAAAGCCAGCAUUUUAGCUCGACUUCAGGGAAAACCUCCAACAAAGAAAGCAAAAGUUUUACAGAAACAGCCGCUCGUGGCCAAGCUUGCAGCCUAUGCACAGUACCAGGCAAGCCUACAACAGAAUCAAACAAAGAGUAAAGCAGCAGUCACCGUUGAAGGCUUUGAUUGGGGUCACUACGUCUGGAGCAAUAAAUUUACUGGGGCUCCUGUCAGCUGUUUCAAACACGUGCCUAUGGGAAGUCACUGGGGAGAUAUUGCGGAGGGUGUGAGAGUGGAAGUCCCCAACACUGAUUGUAACCUGCCUACCAAAGUCUUCUGGAUCGCUGGCAUCAUCAAGUUAGCAGGUUAUAAGGCUUUGCUUCGAUAUGAAGGCUUUGACAAUGAUUCUAGCCUUGACUUUUGGUGUAACAUCUGCGGUUCCGAUGUUCAUCCAGUCGGCUGGUGUGCAACUAGUGGCAAGCCUUUAGUAACCCCUCGCACUAUCCAACAUAAAUACACAAACUGGAAAGCUUUCCUUGUGAAAAGAUUAACUGGUGCAAAGACUCUUCCACCGGACUUCCGCACACAGGUUGUUGAGAGCAUGCAGUAUCCUUUCAAAACUGCCAUGCGUGUAGAAGUUGUGGAUAAGACGCACCUCUGCCGAACACGGAUAGCGGUCGUUGAAAGCAUCGUGGGAGGUCGUUUGCGUCUGAUUUAUGAGGAGUGUGAUGACGGGACUGAUGAUUUCUGGUGUCACAUGCUAAGCCCCCUCAUUCAUCCGAUUGGUUGGUCACGGAGUAUUGGACACAGGUUCAAACGGUCAGAUGGUUCAAAGAAGCAGGAAGGACACUGUGACGCUGCUGCACAAUUGUUUGCAAAGGUAAAGGAUGUGGACCAAAGUGGCGAGUGGUUCCAGGAAGGGAUGAAGCUGGAAGCAAUCGACCCUCUGAAUCUCUCUGCUAUCUGUGUGGCAACAGUCAGAAAGGUAUUGGCAGAGGGCUACUUGAUGAUUGGUAUCGAUGGCUCGGAGGCAGCAGAUGGUUCAGACUGGUUUUGCUAUCACUCCACGUCACCAUCCAUCUUCCCCGUAGGAUUCUGUGAAAUUAAUAAGAUUGAACUGACACCCCCUCGAGGCUGCACCAAAUUACCUUUUAAGUGGUUCGACUACCUGCGGGAAACGGGAUCUGUUGCAGCACCAGUCAAACUGUUCAACAAGGAAGUUCCAAACCACGGCUUCCGCGUGGGGAUGAAGCUGGAGGCAGUGGAUUUGAUGGAGCCACGCCUGGUGUGUGUAGCCACCGUCACCCGCAUUGUGCACCGGCUCCUCAGGAUUCACUUUGAUGGCUGGGAGGAUGAAUAUGACCAGUGGGUGGACUGUGAAUCUCCAGACCUCUACCCGGUGGGCUGGUGUGAGCUGACAGGCUACCAGCUUCAGCCUCCAGCCUCACAGUCCUCCAGAGAGAAUCAGACCAGUGUGAUGAAGAAGAAGAAAGCCAAGUCCAGCCAGUACAAAGGCCACAAGAAAACCAGUAGCAGCAAACACCGCGACAUCAUCAUCUGGUGACCAAGGUCUGUUGGCAUCUCUCAACUGCGUUUACUGUUAGCCACCAGUGAGUACAAGGUGAAAUUUCUGGAUAUCGCCAAGAUAUGACACUGGGCCAGAAUACGAGCCAACUCAGCCUCGUGGAAGACGCAGAGCAGCCUCUGAGCUUGUAUCAAGCAAGAAUGCUUGACUGAUGUUUCUGCUCCUUCGGACUGCUGGUUUGCUGACGCAGGAGCUACCGCAGAGUGUGAUUACGAGGCUGUUCAGCACAUUUCACUGUACAUUUUGGACAGCUGUGGUUCUGGGAGGAUGAUCAAAGACUGGAGAUUCUCUCUUGGACUUUAUUGUAUAUUGUACUUGAAGUUUUUUUGGCCUGGUUUGGUUUGGUUUGGGUUGGGGGGUGGGUAGGGAAGAAGAAUGUCUGAUUUAAUUCUUUAACUAAGUUUGGUGAACAGCUCGCCUGUGGACGCCCUGUUAUAUAUCCAGGUGAAGUUAUGUUAACUUCCCAUCGUCCUGCAGCCUCCAUUGAUGCCGUACGCCAGGCAGUAACAACUUGUUUUCUCAUCUGGGAUUGAACUUGGUUAUUAUGGUUUUUAAAUAUAAACUUCAGAACCCAGAGGAAACCCUCCCGGCCUGUUUGCGAUGGCCCUCUGGACCAGCAGUCUCUCAGGGAGUUGCUGUCUGUCCUCUGUGUGUGUGUGUGUGUGUGUGUGUGAGUGUGUGUGUGAGUGAGUGAGUGUGUGUGUGAGUGAGUGCAUGUGUGCAUAGAGGCUGCAGCCAGUUCUCAAUCUCUGAGCCAGCACAGUGUGUUUGCAGGUAGUCUGAGCCCUGCCAGGACUGACCGAUGUUUGUUAAAUUGUAAUUGUGGCUUCCAGAGUCUUUGCUUGUACUCACUCUCACUGUACAGGCUUGUGUGCAUAUCCUUGUUUUGGAAUGCUGUUUAAUUUAACGCUAAUGAGUUCCAGGAGUGAGUACAGGUACGGUGCUAAAAGGAGUGUCUGAGGCAUCCCAAUAGCCUCCUGUGUUAGAAUUUAAACACCUCAUCUCGUCUGCUUUAAUUGGAUUUGUAUCGUUUGCAAUGGGAAAGUUUUCCACAGAAGGCAGCCUCUGUGGGGAGGGUGUGGAUUUUCAGGUUUUCAUUGUGCAGGAGGAAGGAGACGACUGGCCAGUGAUUAGGAGCGUAGGUGAUGCCUGACUCCACCGUGGUGAUGUGCUGGCCCUGGCUCAGUACGGGAGACAGAGUGGGCUAACUGUUCGCCUGACACUUGCCGUUUGAUCUCCUCUGUUCAGUAAAGGCUAGUCACUUUCACAUUGCUUUUUGGAGCAAGCCCUGGCUCUUCUUGUAUGCGCAGAAGUAAUACAGUGUGAAAGAAUCCAGCUUGUUACUUUCCCAGAGAAAAGAAAUGGAGAAUCCCCUGCCUUAGUUGUGGGGUUAUUUACAGAGCUACUAGACUGUACGGCCCUACCCUGUCAGAGCCCUGAUGGAGUUGUGUAUUGUUAGUAUGGUGCAUAUUGGGUAUUACUUUAAAAUGUUCUCUUUUUUUUCCCCUCUAACUUCACCUGUCCAGCUUGUGCAGGUAGAUUUGCAUGGGGGAGAUGAGCUAGAUGCAUUUCAGCAACUCAUUUGUCAGAGCUGGACAGGAGGCUUGGACCCCAGCACUGAGACCCCUCUCAACAACAACUUGUGCUUCAUCCACGUUCUCUUUGGUGGCAGUUCACUCAACUUCCCAGAAAAUAGAAAAAAAGCUCUUGGUGUGGCUUUUUCGAAAGUCAGUGAUGGUGUGAGUUCACGUUGUACCGUUUUGGUGCCCUCUCCUUUGGAGUGAUUUAUGAUUUGAAGCCUCUCCCAACCUAUUUGCAAACCUAAUUGAUGGAACCGGUUGUAUCAGCCAGUUUCUGAAGCCGUCUGUUCUCUUGUUACCCUAUUUUCAGUCCUCAGUGUAGGUAGUGUUGGCAGGUAAAGUGGAAUUGCAAGGUUACUGCCGGUUUAAUGUCCUGCUGUCAUGAGUCCACCCUCUCCAGAUCACCAGCGUUCCCAGUUUUGGUCUUGUGCACGCCUCCCCUGCUGAUACCUGCUCCUUUUUUCAGAGUGCAAGUUUUCUAGGAUUGCACGGGUCCCCUCUAAGGACAUCCAGGCAGCACUAACAGCGUCAGCUCACUCUGAUUUUUGUAAUAUGGUGCUACGUGAAUCUUUAAUAUGAAUCAUCUUUU
This is a messenger RNA of Hypanus sabinus (Atlantic stingray), 4204 nucleotides long. It is a transcript of the gene mbtd1, whose product is annotated as mbt domain containing 1. Gene Ontology annotation, cellular component: nucleus. The transcript has 17 exons. Lineage: Eukaryota; Metazoa; Chordata; Chondrichthyes; Myliobatiformes; Dasyatidae. The record is from RefSeq and is a predicted model, not a curated record. Gene Ontology annotation, molecular function: zinc ion binding. Bases 140 to 2014 code for a protein of 624 amino acids. Gene Ontology annotation, biological process: regulation of DNA-templated transcription.